AUGCUAUCUACCAUGGUCUGAACAGAGCAUUUUGGUGAGGAAGGUUGGUUUUCGAUGAGCUGUGUGUUCUUCUCCUCUCAAUAUUUUAACAACUUCCCUUCACAUGGUCCCCUUUGUAUCACAAAUCCACACUUAUUCUUCUAACUUUUUUUCUAUUCACAAUUCCUCAAAUUGUUUUUUUUUUCCUUUCUCUCUGUAGAAAAAAUAGAGAUGUGGGAACAUUUAGAGACACCAUGAAAUUCCAAAUCUUUGAUCUUCUUCUUCUUCUACUACUACUUAAAUAUCAAGCUUCUGGGCUUAACACUGAUGGAGUUUUGUUACUGACUUUCAAGUACAAUAUUCUGAGUGACCCUUCAAGUGUUCUGCAGAACUGGAAUUCUUGGGAUGAAACACCAUGUUCAUGGAAAGGGGUAGCUUGUGGAAAUCCAAAUGCUUCAGACCCAAACCUUCGAGUGACAAAUUUGUCUCUUCCUAAUUCUCAGCUUCUUGGUUCUAUUCCUUCUAGUCUUGGUAUGAUUCAAUAUCUUACAAAUCUUGAUCUUUCUAAUAAUUCCAUUAAUGGGUCUAUUCCUCUCACUCUCUUUAGUGCCCCUGAGCUUCAAUGGCUUGAUUUUUCUAACAACAGAAUCUCCGGCCAGUUGCCUGAGCUUGUCGGACAUUUAAAGAAUCUUCAGUUUCUUAACCUCUCCGGCAAUGCUUUGGCGGGAAGAUUACCGGCAAAUCUGACUAGGCUUCGUAAUCUAACUGUUGUUUCUUUGAAAGAUAAUUAUUUUUUUGGUGCUGUUCCUUUUGGGUUUGUUUCAGUUCAAGUUUUAGAUCUGUCGUCCAAUUUGAUUAAUGGGUCAUUACCUCCUAAUUUUGGAGGCAGCCAUCUCCGUUACUUUAAUGUCUCUUUUAAUAGACUUUGUGGAGAUAUCCCACCAGAAUUUAGCAGCAAAAUCCCUCCAAAUGCAACUAUAGAUCUCUCCUACAACAAUUUCAGUGGUGCAAUUCCAGAAUCAAUUGUUUUCAUUAACCAAAGUAGAAAAGCUUUUUCUGGGAAUCCUGAAUUAUGUGGUAAGCCACUGAAAAAUUUAUGCCCAAUUCCAUCUACAAUAACAACUCUGCCAAAUUCCGUUGAACCAACUUCUUCUCCAGCAAUUGCAGCCAUUCCAAAAACCAUAGACUCAAACCCAGCAGCCGAAUCUCCAAAAGAAGGCAAAAAUGGGCUUAGAACUGGCACAAUUAUAGGCAUAAUAGCAGGGGAUAUUGCAGCAGUAGGAAUUUUAGCACUGAUUUUCAUGUAUGUAUAUCGAGCCAAAAAGAAGAAAAGGAACAUAGAAAAUAGCAUAAAGAAAGAAGCUGAAACUGCAAAAGAUUUUGACUGGGCAUCGUCAGCAUCAUCAGAAGAAUACAACUGGUUAAGGUCAUGGACUUGUUUGAAAAAACAAAGGCACGGAGAUGGCGACGAAUUAUCAGAAGCUUCCAAUUCAGAAAGUGACGAGAGUGAUAAAUCCCAAUUGGGUCAUCAUCAGCAUAAUCACGUGCAUACAACACCGAAAACAGGUGAAUUAGUAACGGUUGAUGGAGAAAGGGAGCUCGAAUUGGAAACACUGCUUAAAGCAUCUGCUUACAUUUUGGGAGCUAGUGGGUCGAGUAUUAUGUACAAGGCUGUGCUAGAAGACGGGACUACACUGGCAGUGCGGCGAAUUGGUGAAAGUGGGGUGGAAAGGUUUAAAGAUUUCGAGAAUCAGGUGAAGGUAAUUGCUAAAUUGGUGCACACAAAUUUGGUUAAAAUCCGUGGCUUCUAUUGGGGUGCUGAAGAGAAAUUGGUCAUCUAUGAUUUCGUUCCUAAUGGUAGCCUUGCCAAUGCACGUUACAGAAAAACUGGUUCUUCGCCUUGUCACGUACCCUGGGAAAUCCGGUUAAAGAUUGCUAAGGGUGUGGCCCGUGGGCUCACUUACAUUCAUGAAAAGAAGCAUGUCCACGGCAACUUGAAGCCCAGUAACAUUUUACUAGGGGCAGAUAUGGAGCCCAAGAUUGGUGAUUUUGGAAUUGAAAGGCUUGUAACAGGAGAUAGCAGUCACAAAACCUAUGGAUCGGCUCGUAAUUUUGGAAGCAAAAGGUCCACAGCAUCCCGUGAGAGCUUCCAGGACUUUACAUCUGGGCCUACUCCAAGCCCAAGUCCAAGUGCAUUGGGGAUAUCUCCUUACCAUGCACCCGAGUCUCUUCGUAGCCUCAAGCCCAACCCGAAAUGGGAUGUAUUCUCGUUCGGGGUAGUGUUGCUGGAGUUGCUAACCGGAAAGGUGAUUGUCUCGGACGAAAUGGGACCUGCUACAGUCGUCGGGUCAGCAGGGGAAGAGAAGAGUAAAGUGUUGAGGCUGGCUGACGUGGCGAUACGUGCUGACGUGGAAGGGAAGGAAGAUGCCCUGCUGGCACUAAUGAAAGUAGGAUAUAGUUGUAUAUCACCAACCCCUCAGAAGAGACCAGGCAUGAGAGAGGUGGUUCAAGCAUUGGAAAAAUUUCCAACUAAUUCAACCACUUCACCAUACUAUUAUGGGCCUUAAUGAACAAUGAUUAAAAGAUGGACAACAAUUGUAGAGACCAGAGACCUUGUAUGUAAUGAGACUGAUAACUUUUUCCAUUUUUUUUUCAAUUUAUUUUGGUUUGGCCUCUUAAUAUAGUAUUAGCCAUUGUUUUUCUUUUUAAUAAUGACUAGUGUAAUCGUUGUGCUGUAUUUUUUUAAAGGUACGGUGACUUUGGAUUAUCAAUAUCCGACAACUUAAUCUGUGUUUGCUAA
This is a messenger RNA of Solanum dulcamara, 2779 nucleotides long. Its product is annotated as probable LRR receptor-like serine/threonine-protein kinase At4g37250. The transcript has 2 exons. Gene Ontology annotation, biological process: protein phosphorylation. Gene Ontology annotation, molecular function: protein kinase activity; receptor serine/threonine kinase binding; ATP binding. The record is from RefSeq and is a predicted model, not a curated record. NCBI's taxonomy places the organism in Eukaryota, Viridiplantae, Streptophyta, Magnoliopsida, Solanales, Solanaceae. The coding region runs from base 234 to 2546 and encodes 770 amino acids.